AGAGCAUGGAAUCCUUCCACUGGAUUUGAGGAGGCUUGUUUUGAGUCCGUAUUCGGUAUUUCCGAUUGAUGUUUUUGACUGACUGAUCCACGCCUUUUCAAUGGCGGUUUCGGUGAGAAUAUGAGCAGAGCAGAGCUGCAGGAAGGCUGCGGAAUUGAGCUGUGUGCAGACGGAGGAGAAACAUGGCGAAAUCAGCUGUAUCGUGCUUGAGGAUAAUCGCCUGCGGCAGCGAUUCCGUCAACGACGAUCGUGAAUCGCCGCCUGAGAUCAAGUCUUCUUCAAGUGGCCGCCGUGGAUGGAGUUUUCGGAAGAGAUCUGCUCGGCACAGAGUGUUGAACAACUCUGUGGUAUCCGAAAUACCUUCUUUCGAAAAUAAAGAACACCAUGAAUCCACUGCUCCCAACUUCCAGGUGCAGCCUAAUUCGACAUUGCUGGAUAAUACAUCUGCAGUUCAAGGGACACAUGAGAUGAAUGAGUUGCAACCUAAAACAGUUGUAACAACAGUUGACGGCGACAGUAUUAUCGUAAUUCAAACAGCUAUUAGGGGAUAUCUGGCCCAACAAGUUCUAUUGAAGCAGAAGCAUGCCAUUAAAUUGCAAGCUGUUGUUCGAGGACAUUUAGUUCGAAGACAUGCUGUUGGAACUCUUCGAUGCAUUCAAGCCAUUAGCAGAAUGCAAACUCUUGUAAGACUGCGUUGGAGCCGUCUCCUUGAAGAAGAAUCAAGCACUUCUGAGCAUCAGAAUGGAGACAGUGGACAAAAUUCUCUCAACCCAGUGAUCUUGAAGAGCAGAGGAACAGCAGAGGCAAAUUCAAUGUGUACUACUAAUGAUGAUAAUAAUAAUACUUCCAUUGAGAAGAUACUUAGCAAUAAAUUUGCUCGUCAGCUUAUGGAAUCAACACCAAGGACUCAAUCUCUAGGAAUUAGAUGUGACCCUUUGAAAUCUGACACUGCCUGGAAAUGGCUUGAGAGAUGGAUGUCGGUUUCGUCGAAGGUUGCCGGUGAACCACCACCGGAGACUGAAGACUCCGAAGGCAGUGGGAGAAUCUCAGGUCAAUCCGAACAUAAUGAUUCAGACAAGUUUGAGCUACGGUCAUCGGUUAUGAGCUCGUUAAGUCACCCGAAGCUGCCAAUAAUUGAUGAAUCUGCUGGAUAUGAUAUAAAGCAGCAGCCUGAUCCUACUGGGAUGAAAGAAAAGGUUCUGGUAUCAGAUGUCGACACAGAAACUCUCCCGGAAAAUGCGGCUGAGCAGGAAUGCAGACCUGAUCGGGGACAUCUUGUCGCCGAGCUGCCUGAAACUGAGAAAUUUUCACUGCAAGGAAGCAGCCCCACUUCUUGUGCCGCUCCAUCGUCAAAACAUGACGAACUGAGUUCAGACACAACAUCUUCGAAUAAGAUAGCUCCUGCUUCAAAUAAUUCAGCUAUUCAAGUUUCUCGACCUGAAUGUGGCACCGAACUUUCCAUUUCUUCUACUCUCGACUCAACAGAUGUACCGAAGAGUGGAGCCAUUGCCCUCCCACAGGAAUCUGAAGUUUUAGAUACGACAGACCAUCCCGGAGGCAGAGGCCGUUCAGGGCAUGUAAUCGAUGAUAGUAAUUCCUACACAUUAGGAACUGAAUUAUCGUAUCCCUCCACGAAUGAGUUGGAGAGCCACAAAGGCACCGAGUCAGUCUCAGGUGAAUGUACUAACCCUUUAGUGGCUGCAGACUCACCACAGUUCAAAAAGCUCGAAUCAGAUCAACACAAGCUUCAUGAGAAUACCAAAUCCGAUGUACGCCCCUCAGUGCACAAGUCAUCACCUGAAACUUCUCCAAUUAGCCUUAAAAGAGUCACGGAAUCUCCGGUAACACCUUCUGGACAGAUGUCACCUGAACCUGAGAAAAGCACGGGCAGCAGCAAUAAGCAAGAGGCCAAACACAGGAACACCAGAGGCGCAAUACCAAAGGAUCGUAAAACGGGAAUGAGGCGCAACUCCUUUGGUUCAGCAAUGCCUGCUCGUGAUGAGCAUCAGGACCGGAGACACAGCAGCGGCAGUAUUUCUCGACCAAGUUAUAUGCAGGCAACUGAAUCAGCAAGAGCUAAAGCAAUAGCUAAUGGAUCUCCAAGAUCAAGUCCGGAUGUGCAACACAACAAUAUCCACAUUAAAAGUAGGAGUUCGCCGCCCAGUACAAAUGAGAAACAAGGUUCUCCUAAUGUCCGGCGUUCUCUAUCUCUUGCCCAGCAGAAUUCAAAAGCGAUUGGAGCGCAAUCUCCUCAAGAGAGGAAGUGGCGGGUAUGAAAACCGAGUCUCACAAUCAAAACUGAUGACACUGAAGGGGUUCUAGAUGGAUAUUUGGCUCUCUCGACUUCUUUUAUGAUUUGUGUUGUGCAUUGUUUCCAUGCAGCCUAUGCAUCAUCUACAGCAUUCUUUUUUUCUUCAUGUAAAGACAAUAAGAUUGCAUGUAAACUACCACAUUGUUAAUUCUUGCAUUUUCGUCUCA
This is a messenger RNA of Andrographis paniculata, 2478 nucleotides long. RefSeq names its product protein IQ-DOMAIN 32-like. The transcript is spliced from 6 exons. The record is from RefSeq and is a predicted model, not a curated record. Bases 183 to 2276 code for a protein of 697 amino acids. NCBI's taxonomy places the organism in Eukaryota, Viridiplantae, Streptophyta, Magnoliopsida, Lamiales, Acanthaceae. Gene Ontology annotation, molecular function: protein binding.